CUUUUCCCCCCUUUCCAGUCCGGACACUUUCCCCCCCUUCCAGUCCGGACACUUUCCCCCCUUCCUGUCCGGACACUUUCACCCCCUUCCAGUCCGGACACUUUCCCCCCCUUCCAGUCCGGACACUUUCACCCCCUUCCAGUCCGGACACUUUUCCCCCCUUCCAGUCCGGACACUUUCACCCCCUUCCAGUCCGGACACUUUCCCCCUUCCAGUCCGGACACUUUCCCCCCCUUCCAGUCCGGACACUUUUCCACCCCCUUCCAGUCCGGACACUUUCCCCCCCCUUCCAGUCCGGACACUUUCCCCCCUUCCAGUCCGGACACUUUCCCCCCCUUCCAGUCCGGACACUUUCCCCCCUUUCCAGUC
Staurois parvus is the source of this 369-nucleotide messenger RNA. The record is from the annotation of a GenBank genome assembly. Lineage: Eukaryota; Metazoa; Chordata; Amphibia; Anura; Ranidae.